Messenger RNA from Erigeron canadensis, 1784 nucleotides. RefSeq names its product protein trichome birefringence-like 11. NCBI's taxonomy places the organism in Eukaryota, Viridiplantae, Streptophyta, Magnoliopsida, Asterales, Asteraceae. The record is from RefSeq and is a predicted model, not a curated record. The transcript has 5 exons. Gene Ontology annotation, cellular component: Golgi apparatus. Bases 47 to 1498 code for a protein of 483 amino acids. Gene Ontology annotation, molecular function: O-acetyltransferase activity.
CAACAAAAACAAUCAUUCAUCUCUUCAAUUCCUCUUAUGUGAUUUAAUGUGCUCUUGCUUCUAUCCCACAUCACAUUUUCACUCCUUUCUAUCUUUGUCUAAAAAGCAUCAAUUUUUAUCACAAAUGGUGAAAAACCCAUCUCUCCAAGACUUCAAUUCAUCAACUUACAUGAAAAAGUUUAAGUCUUUUAGACUCUUGGAGCCCUCAGUAGGGAUUUUUGGCUUUUUGUUAAUUACAAGUUGUAUAAUUUUUGGGUUUUUUUACUUGGAUUAUAAAAGUGUUGUUACUGGGAGUGUGUUUAAUUUAAAAAAAGAGACAGGGAGGUUUAAGUGGUUGAAGAAAGAUUACGGGCUUAGAGAAAGAUUUGAUUUUUUGAGUGUAGAUGGAGAUAGGUGUGACGUGUUUGAUGGGGAUUGGUUGUGGGAUGAAAAGUAUCCAUUGUAUGAGUCUAAAGAUUGCAGGUUUUUAGAUGAGGGAUUUAGGUGUUCUGAAAAUGGAAGGCGUGAUUUGCUAUAUACUAAAUGGCGCUGGCAACCGAAAGAUUGUAACUUGCCCAGGUUUAACGGGAAAAGAAUGCUGGAAAACAUGAGGAACAAACGGAUAGUCUUUGUAGGUGACUCGAUUGGCAGAAACCAAUGGGAGUCCCUCCUGUGCAUGCUGUCUUCUGCAGUUAGUUCUAGCAGAAACAAUGAUUCAAUUUAUGAAGUAAAUGGAAACCCAAUAACCAAACACAAAGGGUUUUUGGUGUUCAAAUUCAAGGACUACAAUUGUACCAUCGAGUACUAUAGGGCUCCUUUCCUUGUGCUGCAAAGCCGGCCACCUCCUAAUUCUCCCUUGAAAAUAAGGACUACUCUCAAGUUGGACCAAAUGGAUUGGACCUCCAUAAAAUGGCGAGAUGCUGAUGUUCUUGUAUUUAACACGGGACAUUGGUGGAAUAAUGAGAAGACCAUAAGGGGGGGUUGUUACUUCCAAGAAGGAGCACAAGUCAAGAUGGAAAUGAAAGUCGAAACUGCAUACAGAAAGGCAUUAGGUAGCGUUGUAUCAUGGAUUAAUAAAGAAGUAAAUAAUACAAAGACACAAGUAUUUUUUCGCACAUAUGCCCCUGUACAUUUCAGAGGUGGGAACUGGAGAGCCGGUGGAAAUUGCCACAAAGAGACGCUACCAAUUUUAGGUUCGUCACAUGUGCAACCAUCUUCAACAUGGCCACAAUACAAUAUAUUCCGAGAAGUAAUCUCUAAUCGCUCAAGCAACUCAUCAUAUGAUGAUACUAAAGUGUUGAAUAUACUCGACUCAACCAUUAUGUCAUCAAAGAGAAAAGACGGGCAUCCUUCUUUGUAUUAUCUUGGUCCAAAGCUGAGCCCUGCAGCUAAACACAGACAGGAUUGCAGCCAUUGGUGUCUUCCUGGUGUCCCUGACGCGUGGAAUGAGAUACUCUAUGCUCUAAUAUUGAAACAUGUUCAUAGUUCGGUUACAAACAAUUCAACUUUAGUUCAAUAGCAUUUUUGGUGUUUGAUUUUUGGCUAGCAGGUGGAAAAAGAGUGUAUAUAUGCUUUUUGAUGACUACCAACGCAUCCUGCAGAUUUCAUGUUGAGGAGAUGCUUCACUAGGCAGCUAGCUUGAAACAUAAACAAAUGUGCAUUAGGUUGUCUUUAGCUCGUUUAUAAUGUUUUUCGCAUAUAAUUUUCCGUUUAUACUUUGCAUUUAGAAAGAAAUAGGAAUUUCUGUUUUUUUCUUAACUCAUAAUUGAAAAAUCCCUAUAACAGGAAUCAGCCCUUUUCAAGUA